AUGCAAGUGCCGGUUCUCGGCUGCACUUUCCUCACGCUGUCAGAUCGUGAGGAAAGUACUGCCGAGAACCGGCAGUUGUCAGAGCGGGGAUCGGCACCGAUCAUCAGGGCACUGAUGAUCAGUGCCCUGAUGAUCGGUGCCCAGCAGUGCCACCCGCAAGUUCCGCCCACCUGUGCCCAGCAAUCACCCACCUGUGUCCAGCAGUGCACCCACCUGUGCCCAGCAGUGCACCCACCUGUGCCACUCUGCAGUGCCACCUACCUGUGCCCAGAAGUGCCACCUACUUGUGCCCAGCAGUGCCACCCACCUGUGCCCACCCACCUUUGCCCACCAGUG
Messenger RNA from Staurois parvus, 336 nucleotides. Lineage: Eukaryota; Metazoa; Chordata; Amphibia; Anura; Ranidae. The record is from the annotation of a GenBank genome assembly.